AUGUCAGAAACUAGUAAUAGUCGCCAUAUUGUUAUUCUUGGAGGUGGUGUUAUAGGCUGUUCUAUAGCAUAUCAUAUAACUUUACUCAACAGAGAUCCUAACUUAAAAGUGACAGUUAUUGAACAAACUGCUAUUGGCUGUGCAGCUUCUGGUAAAGCAGGAGGAUUUUUAACCUAUGAUUGGUGUGAUAAAGGACCCCUUGAAGAUUUAGCCAGGAAAAGUUUCAAGUUACAUUCAGAAUUAGCUAAAACUUUAAAUGGGAAAAAAAGAUAUGAUUAUCGUUUAGUUGAAACAUUAUCAGUUUCAGCAUCAACAAAAGCAGGCAGUGUAAAACAGCCACCAACUAAUUGGUUGAAAACUGGAGUGAUCACCAAGUAUAAGCAUAUUGGCACUAAGCAGACAACAGCUCAAUUACAUCCAUAUAAAUUUACAAUGACAUUGAUGGAAGAGGCAGAGUCUAGAGGAGCAAAAGUUAUAAUUGGGCGAGUUGAUGGAAUAGAAUUUGAUAUGGCAAAAGCCUCAGGUGUAAAAAUUUCAACAACAAAUGAAAUCAUAGCAGCUGACACUGUUGUUGUUGCUAUGGGACCAUGGAGUGGAGAAGUACUUUCAUGGCUUGUGAAAAAAGGAAAUAGAGCUUUUCAACUACCAGAUGUAUCAGGACAAAGGGCACAUAGUAUUGUUUUAAAACCAUCUGUUCCUAUAUCAGCACAUGUAUGUUUUGUUUCACUUAAUUUAGGACAUAGAUUUGCAGAACCAGAAAUUUAUCCAAGACCAGAUGGGGAAGUUUAUAUUUCAGGAGAAUGUGAUGAAUCAACGCUUCCAGAAAGUGCAGAUGGGUACAUACCAAAUCCAGUAGCUAUCAGAAAUCUUAAAAAUAAUGUAAACACAGUUUCUCCAGAUGUCUUAGGAUGUGCACCAGUUAUAAAAGAACAAUGUUGUUAUAUGCCAAUAACAGAUGAUGAUAAGCCAUUAAUAGGGAAAAUACCAUGGUUAGAUGGUGUAUAUAUUGCGACAGGACAUUCAGUAUGGGGAAUUUUAAAUUCAUCUGGUACAGGUAAAGUUAUUGCAGAAAUGAUUUUAGAAGGUCAAGCAAAAUUUGCUGAUGUUAGAGCAUUGGCUCCAAUGAGACCAAAAAAAUAA
Entrophospora sp. SA101 is the source of this 1140-nucleotide messenger RNA. The record is from the annotation of a GenBank genome assembly. Lineage: Eukaryota; Fungi; Glomeromycota; Glomeromycetes; Entrophosporales; Entrophosporaceae.